AUGGAGCCAACAGCAGAGGAUAGACACAACAAUUCACACUCGGCUCACGAGCUCGAGAGGUUUCACACACCAAAAGAAGAGUUCCAGACUCAACCACACCAUGACUACCAAUACCAACGAGAUGAAUCGAAUCCCCUCUGCAGGUCAAACUCAUCGCCAACGCCAGGCUCACCACAACAAUCUGACAAAGCAUCACACCAUCGACGACCAAGCAGGGCAGUUGCACUAGAGAAGCUCCGAAAUCGUCCAAAAAAGCUACGAAAGGCUCUGAUUGCAAACAUCUUGAGAUGGUUUGCUUCAGUGCUGUUUGUCGUCGCUAUUUACGUGAUAUUAUGGUACUACUCAAAGCUAGAUAUCAUGUCAACAACGACAAAACGAGAAUUCAACGCUCUCAUUAUCGGACUCUCCCUCGGUCUUGGAAUGAGCAUAACGAUAUCCCUUGAGGCAAUGGCUGUGGAGAUUAGAUAUUGGAUCAUCAGUCUUCGAGAUUGGCCAGAUCGAGAGACCGAGUUGAUAUUAAAAGCAAAAGACUUGACCAAGAUCAUCCAACUCACUUGGGUAUCGAAAUCACGUUCGCUACGGUCAUACGCUGUGGCUUUCAUAAUACUCAACAUCAUAUCCCAGAUUGCUCUAGCUAUGCUCGGUCUCGUCUAUUCUACAAACACAGCUGACUCGGCUGCAAUUCUACACCCUGGCAAUGUCACAGUACCAGACAUUUAUGGCACUAUCGCCCUUGGAGCGAACUGGGGAACCAUGGACGAUAUCCCUAAACCUGGAACACUCUGGGACAACAACGAUCCUUUGGCGUACUGCGGCGGAAACUCUUGCACAUACGUCUUCCAGGAAUCCACGUCACGACCAAAGAACUACGAUCUCGUGGUGAGCACCAACCGGAGCGUUGAGGCCACAGGAAAUUGCCGCAGCUGGAAGGUCGCAAAGGGAGGUAACGGAAACGAAAUCACCAUCACAAUCGACGACGACAAGAAAACACAAGUCAACAUCACAGCCAUAAACGGCGCCAACCAAACAACAUUCAUGUUCAACGCUGCGGCACCCCAAGGCCAAACAUGGAGCGAAGUCGCAGCCUUUGAAGCCUCAAGCUCCCAAGCAUGGUUCUACCGUUGCAACGUCAGUAUCGGACCUGUCGUCAACGCCAUGCGCAAGGAGCACUACAUCGGAACCAACAUCACAUCUCUAGCCACUUCAGCUAUAGCUCUCCAGGGAUACGGAGCUUCCUCACUAGGUCCCACGGAUAGCGAUCGACAGUUCCAGAGCUAUCCGGCCGAGUCGUCGUAUGGGCAGCCCAUGAAUGGGAGCACAGAAGACAUGGGACAGGUCAUGUCGACUUUUGCGAUUGGUGUAAUAGCUGUCACGGCCCAGUCUGCUACUGGCAUAAUAGUCCCGGGGUUGCAGCCUCAGAAUGGCGUUGUGUUGCAGAUUACAAAGUGGAUGUAUGUACAUCUCAUCUUGGGUUUGAGUUUGGGUGUGCAGUUGUUAUUGGGCGUUGGUAUUGCGAUACUGUCAAACUUACCUUCGAGGUAG
Molecule: messenger RNA, 1542 nt
Organism: Fusarium tjaetaba
Lineage: Eukaryota; Fungi; Ascomycota; Sordariomycetes; Hypocreales; Nectriaceae
Exons: 3
Coding region: 1-1542 (513 amino acids)
Source: RefSeq, a predicted model, not a curated record